AUGACUGGUUCCUACUGCGCGCAGUGUGGCCAUGUGUGUAGGUUGGCAGCCUUGCGCAGAGCGCCGUGUCUGUCGGCGCCGACCCGCCGCGGCCGCGGGCCGCUGUCCCGCCACUCAGGGCAGUCGCUCGAUGUCUGUUGUGAACGCAGCGGACUGUCUCCGGCCCCACCAACACCGAACAACGCGGCGCGCUUUCCCGCCAACGUUCGCCCACAGCUGGCGCAGUUGACAGCGUGCAGCGACUGCAGUCGCAUGACUGCACAUGCUACUUCUACAUCCUCGAGCGCCGAUAUCUUCGCUACGAAGGCAGGGUUCUACUUUGCUAAUCGUUACCUCUCCCUCUGGGAGGACGUUCCGUGGUCGGGACUGCGCCCACGGCAGGCGUGCGCCGUGGAGUCUGCGGUGCACCACAACCCUGGACGACCCGUCUACCUGCUGCACACGUGUGAAGCGCCCGCUUCAGGCACGUGGCUGCCGGCCGGAGCCACAGCUGUACACGUGACGACGGAGGAGUUCCUAAGAGACACCCCGCUCUACGCUCCACUCAUAGAGAACGGCGCCCUCGCCGCCAGCAGGUGGCCCGUCCACCACGCCUCUGACGUCAUGCGGCUCGUCGCGCUCUGGAAGUACGGUGGCCUCUACCUGGACCUGGACUUCGUCGUACUGAGAAACCUUUCACAGAUGGGUGAAAACUGGAUUGCAGCAGAGAGCGCUUCUUCGAUCGCCAACGGUGCAAUGCAUAUGUCGUUACGCCCGGGUUCAGCAGGAGAGGAGUUGGCUAACACCUACAUGGAAACUCUUCGGACGGACUUCAACGGGCAGCAAUGGACGUCCAACGGCGGCGCAAUACUCAAGAAGUUGCUGACUCGACGUUGCAACGUCAACAAGGUAAUACGUAUGAGGAACUGUCGUGGUUUCCGAGUUCUGAGGCCGCUGCUGCUGUACCCAGUGCCCUUCGAGAGAUGGAGGAGGUACUUUUCUGAGGAGGACACCAGAAGCACGCUAGCUGUGAUGCACCGAGCUUACGCAGCCCACGUGUGGAACAAGGUCAGCGAGGAAGCUGACGUCGUGCCACAAAACUCAGUCUACGCUACACUCGCCCGCGAAAAUUGUCCGAACUCCUUCAGGGCUGCCGCUGGACACUUCUAAUAGUGCUUCUCGUUUUGUACAGAUUAAUCGUUCCAGUAAUUCGUAAACCCGAUGCUGCCCAAAAUUGUUCAGAUGUACUCUGAUGGGCUUCACCUUGUGGCGAUACGACAUAGACAUCUGACCUUCUUGACUUGCCUAAUAUUCCGACCCUCCAUUUGAGAAGUAAUGAGCUACUUUUGUGUAGAAAUAGCUGAAAUGUAGUAAUUGAAAAAAAAAUGUAUCUCAGGACUCAAAUCCAGUACUUCUCAGGUAAAAUCUG
Molecule: messenger RNA, 1408 nt
Organism: Schistocerca nitens (vagrant locust)
Lineage: Eukaryota; Metazoa; Arthropoda; Insecta; Orthoptera; Acrididae
Product: lactosylceramide 4-alpha-galactosyltransferase-like
Exons: 5
Coding region: 1-1149 (382 amino acids)
Biological process (GO): glycosphingolipid biosynthetic process
Molecular function (GO): hexosyltransferase activity
Source: RefSeq, a predicted model, not a curated record